AGUUAUUGUUCAUUUUUAUGUCAAGUGACAAUUGCAACGUACAAAGUGCCCGUGUUCAGUCAGUUAUCUCGCUUGUUUCUAGCAGAUUGUGCUACUCAGUCUUGCUUGCAAAUGUACCACGUACAGUGUCUAUGGUCUAACUGCGAUGCUCGAUUGCUGGUAAGGUGAAUGUAAAAGUCAUGACGGAAUCAUCUGAGGUUUUUGUUCAAACGAGACGUUUAAGAAACGUUACAAUACCGUCAACGCAGUUUCAACACGAUCAUGUGAUUUAUAGCAUCAAGGUGUGCUUGCAUGAUUGCUCGUGGAUUGUACGUAAAAGAUAUCGGGAAUUUAUUGAACUUCAUGAAAAGUUGUCAAACGAAUUUCCAAUCGACGUCAAGAUGAUCACCUUUCCACCCAAAAAGUUGUUUGGAAACUUGAACCACGAUCAUGUGGAGAAGAGACGCGGUUUACUUGAAACAUAUUUACAAAAUGUUGUUGCAAACUUGAACGAAAUACCCCGAGUCCUACAAACGUUCCUCGAGUUUCACAUUUAUGAUGUGUUGGCAGUAACUCAAACAAUGGCCGAGCAGCUUUUCAAUACAGGUGAUGGCAUUCUGUCCCAAAAAGAGGUAUUCAAAGUCACGCCUUUGCAACUUUACUGCAUUUCGAAAAGGUUGAAAAUGCCGAUUCCAACUUGUGGUGGUAACGGAUAUCUUUAUGACGUUGGCAAUCUCUAUGAUAUUGUUUGUCGUGUCCAAAGUGUUCAGAUCAUCGAGGAUAACAAGCACAAAGAUGUCGAUUUUUUCGACGAAGCGAUAUUCUUUGAUCUGUCCAUUUUUAAAAAGCUCAAUGUCUUGCAGAUAUCGAAAUGCAACGUAGAAAAACUUAAAGGAAUUUAUCUUUUACAAGAAAAUCUCGAGAAGCUUGUUGUCCAUGAUUCGCUCCAUCGUCUUAAGGAUGUAUUAAUCGAUCGAGAAGUCUGUAUGUAUAAGGAUAUUUUCUUGCAAGGAAGUUUGAACGCAUCGAUGUGGAAGCUUUUGACUGAUGUCGACUUCAGUCGGAAUCAUAUAUCUUACAUUGAUGAUUCUGUGACUUUGCUUCGUGCUCUAUCGAGAUUGAACUUAAGUUAUAACAACAUCCGGGACGUCGAGCAUUUGCAGGAUCUUCCAAAUCUUCGAAAGUUGGACUUGUCUUAUAAUUUGUUUGAAAGCCUCGAAUCCAUUCAUAGAAAGUUGGGCAACAUUGAGUCUCUUAGACUAGCCGGCAAUAAGUUGAAUGCGGUUGGAGACUUGCCGAAGCUGUUCUCUUUGGUUAAUCUUGAUCUUAGUGAAAAUUCUAUAAGCGAGGUUAGCGAUGUAAUUCGUCUUGCCAAACUACCGUGCUUGGAAAAUUUAAUUUUGCUUGCGAACUCUGUACGAUAUGUACCUAUGUAUCGCAUGCUCAUGUUAGUUGCUUUCGAAGACAGAGUUUCUCAAAUAUGUCUCGAUAAAGUCCUUCCAACAGAAACGGAAAUCAAAAAUGUGAUGCAGAUCCUGGAGGAAGAGAGCCUUUUUGAAAUUAUCGAUCCUCUUGACGGUCAAUCCGACCGAAGAAGGAUUAAAAAUGGCCACAAGAAGGUAGCUUGUCGGAAAAUAGACAUUUCGAAUGAAAAUUGUUCUGAUCGUAAUGACGACUGUAAAGCAAGGCAGUUUGAGCUUUCGGGUGAAACGCGAGAAUUUCGAAAACUAGUAGAAAAGGUUCGUCGGCUCGGUGGUGACGACUGGCUGGGACUGCUUAACGAGAUACAAAACAAGAAAAAGGAUGGUUGCAAUUUAAGAAAUCGUCAAGAAUCCGCUGGUCAAGAUACUAAUGUCGCGUGCGCAAGUUCUGCCAUCAAUUCCAACUCGGCAGAAAAGAAAACUCAUUUGUUGUCUGAUGAAGACUCUGAAGAUGUUGUUCAACAGUUUGGAUUUUCCUUGGAACUUGAAAACCUGGUACAAUUGACCAUGAAGAAGGAACGUGAUGCGCUAGUGGGAUGGUUUUUUGCCUGCGCCACCGGCAUCGAUGACGAGCAAGAACUCAUGAUUGGAAUCGACUUGACGAAAGAAACGUUGAUCGAGAUCGUCGUGGUAUCUGGGGAAACUUUGAGAAAACUCGAUCUAAAUUGUGCGUCGAGCGUUGAUGUUUUGGAGACCUCAAAAGGAAUGUUCGUGGAGCUCGCUGUCCGCGAUCUUCCUGCUAUUAAGUAUCGCAUGAGGACGAUGAAAGAUACCUCUGAACUAUUUGUUCUACUUCAUAAGUUUGUGAGACGAUCUUCCAGAAAGAGGUAUUCGGAAAGAGCCAAUUCACUGUCGUCACGCGAAACUAUCGCUAGUGACGUCAAGUUGACUUAUGGCAACCCGAUUGGCUUAUCAGAAGAUUUGUUGAAAAAGUUUUUAAAUCGGCAAAUUUCUUCACUAUCCAAAAAUGAUGUUAUGGAAUCGAUGCAUCAUCGUGAAGAUACGGUGCAUCGUCGUGAAGAAACGGCGAAGUAUCGUGAUGAGACGGUACAGUCGAUUUUUUGGACGAACUGUUUACUUUACGCCUUCCCUGAACACGAGCUUCAAAUAUGCCUGGUUAUGACAAACUUCAAAUUGUUAUUGUUCAAGUUGAUCGAUUACUUUAACUCAUCCAAAAAUAUUGAAGAAAUAUUUUUGCCAAUGUUUUGCGUGUCACUCGAUGAGAUUUCCUGCGUUGUUCGUGGAAUAUUUGAUUUGACUCUCCGUCUUGAAUGCUCUGCACGUGGUUUUCAUGGAACGUUCACAUUCCUCGUGUGUGAUCCGGACGUCACCGACAUGUUCAUGCAAUCUCUGCAAUCGUCAUUGCCAUUGUCCAGCGGUAGAAUGUUGGACAUGCUCAGUUGUGAUGUCCUAAACUUGAACGACUACCUUCUCGAGAAAAUGAAACGGGAGAUCGCAAUGUCUUGUGAGAAGAAGUUUGAAGAAGACGAGCAUGUGCUUGUGUAUGCCAUAGUCAAAGAACUCACACUUAAAAACGCAAAAUCAACUCCAAAAACAGGUGUUUUUACGUCAUCAGAAAAUGAGGAUACUCGCUCCAUGAUGAAUUCACAUAGUGACGUGUUGUUUUCGAGCGUAACACGAAGUUUGGUUCUGACGAACUAUAACAUCUUCCUUUGCGAGGAGGAUCACCUUCAUUGGCCAUUGCCUAGUUACAUUCGUGAGGCCCCAUCUACUCCACAAUGGGCUGUGAUCAAACAUGAUGACGUCAAGCAUAUCGUUGGCAUCGAAAUCUAUGACGUCACUGGUGAUCCUGCGUUUGUUGGAAGCUGUGGUAUGACAUUAAUCAUUGAUGCGAAUCGUCAGGAAUACUUACAUCGUGCAUCGUGCAAGGAAGAGUCGUCUUUGCGCGUUGGGGAAAAUCGAGAGUUGAAAUUAAUUUUCAAAUUAUUCGAAGAACGGGCACAGUUUCAGCGGUCACUUUCUCAAAUGUGGUCGUCGAAAUUUCACGGCAAACUUCAAGUGACCGAGUCCAGCGCAUUAUCCUCUUUAAAGAUUUCUCAAACCCUUCGAUCAGAUGUCACUGAGCCUAUUUUCCAGGAAGGCUUUGCUGCUUGUAGUUCCGAAGACUCUCAUAAUUCUAAUGAAAAAUGCCAUCGGCAAAAUGGAUGCCGGCAAUCCAGUUCAACACCUCCCAAAGAUGCAGUUUACCAAUCAAUUCAUGAACUACGCAAUGCGCGUACGGCAGUACUUGAGAAUUAUUUCUCAGAAACAUUACGUAAGAUUUCUGGAAACGACAUGUCCGAGAUCCUCGUGUAUAGUGCGUGGACAGACUGCAUAGCCUACAUGCACCCCGAACGAGAAGUUCACGUUUGGCUAAUUUUAUCUUGCUCGAAGAUCUAUGUCGUUGCCGAUGGCGAGGAGAAAACAUUUUUUUCAAGUGCGUAUGAUGCUCUAUAUGGAAUCGGUGGAAAACUUUGUGUUCAUUGGUUGCCCUUUGUAGCGAUACGUCAAGUCUGUGUCGGUCUUUUUGAUCAGACUUUUCGGGUGGAGACGGAUGACCCCGCCAAUACUUAUACUUUCAUUACACGUGACUAUCACGUGACAAGUUCCUUUAUAGAAAACCUCAAGAACGCGUUAAAAGCUAUGGCAGUGGAGCCUAAUGCCAGGCCUAAAACUGUGGACAGCAUUCCGAGUAUCUACGACAAUUAUCAAAGUUCAGAAAUAGGCAGCGAACAACUCGAAUCAUUUCAUCAUUCAAAUGGCGUUAUACAGUUUGUCUACCCAAACGACGAUACAGUAGAGAUUUUGAAGCAUAGCAUCCUUGUGUAUGAUUGUCAGACUAAAAUAUUCAAAUGUUUGAAUGAUAUUAGUAUAUUACUUUACCUUUUAAUGUUUCAAGUUAUUGAGCGUAAAAAGUCUUCAAGAACGUUCAUCGUUUUGAAUGACGCGCUCUGCACUUGCAUUGAAAAUCACGUUAACUUUCCUUUGCCGCUGUUCGUGAAAGGUUUGCCUGCAGGCUCGCGCUAUGACAUUCAGCUUCUUCGGCGAAUAACCGACGUCAGACGAGUCGAGUUCAGCGGUUUUUGCUCUCUUGAUUUUACGGUAGUUUUCAGUGACGGACAUGAAGACGGGAAAUUGCUGUCAAGUAUUACACAAUUGAAAGACCGCUGGCAUAUGAUAGCGCAGACGUACGAAGAGAGAGAGAAAGCGCUGGGGAUAAUUGCUAGAGUAUGGAAGGAGAAUUUUGGCAAGGAUUUGCCUGUUGUAAAAGUUUGAAGAUAUCGCAGUGCAUGUUUCUAUUUGUAUGGAAGUUUGUUGGUCGAAGAGUUAGCUAGAGUAAAGAUAUAUACAUAUUUAUAUACUUAUAGAUAUUAAUUUAAUAAAUAUAGUUAGUUUUUUC
Messenger RNA from Xenia sp. Carnegie-2017, 4860 nucleotides. RefSeq lists its product as uncharacterized. Lineage: Eukaryota; Metazoa; Cnidaria; Anthozoa; Malacalcyonacea; Xeniidae. The record is from RefSeq and is a predicted model, not a curated record. The transcript has 21 exons. Gene Ontology annotation, molecular function: protein kinase binding; phosphatidylinositol binding. Gene Ontology annotation, cellular component: cytoplasm. Bases 180 to 4736 code for a protein of 1518 amino acids.